Exaiptasia diaphana is the source of this 1636-nucleotide messenger RNA. RefSeq names its product casein kinase II subunit beta. Bases 186 to 857 code for a protein of 223 amino acids. The transcript is spliced from 7 exons. Gene Ontology annotation, molecular function: protein kinase regulator activity. The record is from RefSeq and is a predicted model, not a curated record. Gene Ontology annotation, cellular component: protein kinase CK2 complex; cytoplasm. Lineage: Eukaryota; Metazoa; Cnidaria; Anthozoa; Actiniaria; Aiptasiidae.
AUGCGCAUUUUGUCCAUCGGGAGACCGGGAAGAGACUGUAUACGAUCGAUAAUAUUGUUCAAUAUGGACAUUUAAUGUGUAAAAUAUCUCGUCUGUUGCUGUACCUAGACUGAAACAAUCCACUGUACUUUUGUGCGUCAAAAUCAGUUUACACUGUCCAAAGUUAAAGCGAUUCGGCAGGAAAUAUGAGCAGUUCAGAGGAAGUGUCAUGGAUAUCUUGGUUUUGUGGGCUCCGUGGAAACGAGUUUUUCUGUGAGGUCGAUGAGGAUUACAUCCAAGACAAGUUUAACUUAACAGGACUUAAUGAACAAGUACCACAUUACAGACAAGCACUGGAUAUGAUUYUAGACAUGGAACCAGAUGAUGAACUGGAAGACAAUCCUAAUCAAAGUGACUUGAUAGAACAAGCAGCAGAGAUGUUGUAUGGAUUGAUUCAUGCCAGAUAUAUACUGACAAACAGAGGCUUGGCACAGAUGCUUGAAAAAUAUCAAAAUGGUGAUUUUGGUCAUUGUAGCAGAGUAUAUUGUGAAAACCAGCCAGCAUUACCAAUAGGACUUUCAGAUGUACCAGGGGAGGCAAUGGUAAAACUAUACUGUCCCAAAUGUAUGGAUGCCUAUACACCCAAGUCAUCACGGCAUCACCAUACAGAUGGUGCUUAUUUUGGCACAGGGUUCCCACACAUGUUAUUCAUGGUACAUCCAGAGUACAGACCAAAACGACCAGCAAAUAGCUUUGUACCAAGGUUAUUUGGUUUUAAAAUCCAUCCAAUGGCAUUCCAAAUACAACAACAGGCUGCAGCACAGCGUGGCAGAUCAUCAUCUGCAAGACCUCGCUCUAAUAAACCCCAUUACAAAUAAUGUAUAUAUAUACCAGAAGACAUUUUAUUUAGCUUUGAAAUACUAUAUCUAUGAGAACUUCUUGUCAAAGUUUUGAUCAGUUUGCUCUAGCAGGCCUAGGUUUCUUUAAGAUUGUUUGUGUAAGUUUUGCUCAUUUUGCUAGACCAGUUAGAAUUUAUUUUCAUGAGAAUAGUAGAUCCACAUAGUUGAAGAAUAGUUAAAUGUUGCAUAUCCUGCAUGAGUUAUAUUUACUAAACAAAUAUCAAAUUGGAAUACAAACUAAUUAGAUUUACAUGUGGUCCAUGAACAACAUUGUUUGAUACCACACAUCAAACACCAUCAAAUGACAAUUGGAUUGUCUAACAGUAUGARCCUUCUUAGUAGUCUUUCCUAUUGUGGUUAUUUGAUGUUGCACCUCAUUAACUAUUCAUGUUCUUUUUUGCUGUUAAAUUGUCAGAAAAAUGUGUAUUAUUUAUUGUUAAAAUAAUACUCGGAGUUUUAUUGCAAUAUAAACAUAUUUACACUUGUUUGUUGUAUCAUAUAACUAAUAUGUACGUGUAUAACAUGACUUUCAUUCUGCUUACAAUUGACACUGAAUAUGGCUCAAAGCACUAGCCACAAAAACAACCAGAUGUAAAAACAUASUCUUCUUUGCAGCCGGUUUCUUAUACGGAACAGGAAUCCCGAAAUAAAUACGGCUGCRAAGGAGAAUAUACAAUCAUGUAAUCAUCCCAGAUGCUGUUUCAAUAAAUGCUCGACUUGCUAUCGUCUGAAGACGAGGCUCGGCGGAAAUAGAUAAA